ACCUUAUCUUCCUCUCUCUCUCUCUCUCUCUCUCUCAAGGAGCAAUCGGAGGAUUGGUGAAGAAUUCUCAUCAGGAAGAGAAUCCAAGAAGCACGUCAAAUGGCUUCCACUUCUAUUUGCUGGGCAGCGAAGGUAACCGACGAAUCCAUGAUUGAACUCUACAUGGUCCGGCAAACGCUUGGCUAUGGCUAUUUGCUGUUGCAGAUUGAUGGUUGCCGUGAACAAUUCAAUGCGAUUCAGAAACCUUGCACUCUCCUAAUAACCAACCGCUGGGACGAAGGACUAAAGAUGGACAAACAAACAUGUCAAUUCCCAGGUUCCUUCGAAAAGCUGUCCUCAAGAGGAAAUCACUCCCACGCACCACGUUUACACGCCGCCUUGAGGAGCCCAAAGGGCUUCGGACCCUCUCCGAAGAAAACCAAAAAGACGAAGAAACCAAACAGAGAAUACGAUAGUGACGAGGACGAGGAUGAGGACGAUGAAGAUAAUGAUCAAGAGGACGCGAGAGACCAAGGUGUAAUACCCGAAGUAGUGACCAACAGGAUGAUGAACCGGAUGGCGAUCUCAGUCGGAGCCCCGCUCUUCAUCGGGCUCUUGUUCUUUCCAUUCUUCUACUACCUCAAGGUGGGGCUCAAGAUUGAUGUGCCCACUUGGGUGCCUUUCAUUGUAUCCUUCUUCUUCUUUGGGUCAGCUCUUCUGGGCGUGAGCUAUGGCAUUGUGUCCUCCAGUUGGGACCCUCUCAGGGAAGGCUCUCUCUUGGGAUGGAAUGAGGCCCAGAAGAAUUGGCCCGUGUUUUGGCAGUCUCUCUGGGGAGGUAGGUCUGGGAAAAAGUAGGGAGUUAAAGAGGUAGUUUUGCCUGGAGGCUAAGGUCUUUUGCUUUGCUCCUCUUUUUUUUGUGUGUAAUGUUAGCGUCACCAAGUAACUAUCCUGAUCUAAGUUUCUAGUCUCUUUCACAUUUUUUGCUUU
Messenger RNA from Rhodamnia argentea, 966 nucleotides. Its product is annotated as protein PAM68, chloroplastic. Lineage: Eukaryota; Viridiplantae; Streptophyta; Magnoliopsida; Myrtales; Myrtaceae. The record is from RefSeq and is a predicted model, not a curated record. The transcript has 2 exons. Bases 100 to 834 code for a protein of 244 amino acids.